CACGUGACCGCACUCAUCUACCUUGAUGGGCCUGUUUUCCACCACCACGACCACCAUAAGACCCCCUCCAUCCAAUUUCUGGUGGUGGUGGUGGUGGAAAACAGGCUCGUCUACCUCACCACUCCCGAGGAGGGAGGCGAGACCAUCUUCCCGGCACUUCCCUUCGCCCCCGGCAGGCCGGCUGCGCGCACCCCUCAGCUCCAGGCCAUCUCGGAGCGUUCGAGAACAUCACCGCCACGCAGAUCCUCGAGAACCCCGCCCUCGCAAAGGUUGGCCUUCGGUGCAGGUGGAGGAGGGCACCCCGCUGCACCGCGAGCUCUCGGCGCUCUGCCCCGCCGAGGCCUCGCGGGCGGGGCCCGCGCCGGCCGCGGCCGCGGCGCCAGGCGGCGGCGAGGUGCGCCCGCUGGCGGUGCGCCCCGUGGCGGGCCGCGCCAUCUUCUUCUGGCACGAGGCCGUGGAGGGCAGCGACCCGCUCCUGGACGUGUUCCACGGCGGAUCCCUCCCGGGCGCGUGCCCCGUGCGGCGGGGCGAGAAGCUCUCCCUUCAGAAGUUCAAGAACUUCGCCGCCGGCACCAUCGGCUGCGAGGCGUCGAGGUGGUGCAGGAACUACUUCUGACGGCGCCGGGCAGAAGCGGCCGUCCUGCCACCGAAACAUUUGCGAGCGCAGGCGUCCGAGGCGCUGCGAGAUCGGAGGCCGCCGUGUUGCGCCGAUGCCGUCGAUGCCGUCGGAAGCUCCCCAUGGGCUGACGCGUUGGGGGAGUCCGAGCGGCUGCUUCGACCACGCGGCCUGUGUCAAGCAGAGGCAAAGCGUCUCGGCUCGCCUUUAGCCCCACCAAACAAUGUUCUAAGAACCUUUUGUGAUUCCCACGAACUGUUCUUAGAACAUUUCUGGCUGGGGCUGUCUCGUUUUAACAGAUGAGGCUUAAG
Molecule: messenger RNA, 927 nt
Organism: Prorocentrum cordatum
Lineage: Eukaryota; Dinophyceae; Prorocentrales; Prorocentraceae
Source: the annotation of a GenBank genome assembly